Pseudophryne corroboree (corroboree frog) is the source of this 2863-nucleotide messenger RNA. RefSeq names its product KH-type splicing regulatory protein (gene KHSRP). Gene Ontology annotation, biological process: regulation of DNA-templated transcription. The transcript is spliced from 20 exons. The coding region runs from base 152 to 2245 and encodes 697 amino acids. Lineage: Eukaryota; Metazoa; Chordata; Amphibia; Anura; Myobatrachidae. Gene Ontology annotation, molecular function: mRNA binding. The record is from RefSeq and is a predicted model, not a curated record. Gene Ontology annotation, cellular component: nucleus; cytoplasm.
UCCCGCCAUUGGCGGCCCGUGAUCAGACGCCGGGGCGCCAUUGGCCGAGCUGUACGUCCUUCUGCGGUCCGGUCUGACGCCUCAUUUCCCAGUGUGCUCUGCGCGCCGCGGCCUUGUUCGCGCCUUCAGCCGCGGAGGAGCUUCCGCCGCCAUGUCCGACUACCCCGGAGCCCAGACCGGGAACCGCAAGGACGCCUUCGCCGACGCCGUACAGAGGGCCCGACAGGUGAGGGGCGGGGAGAGGACGGGAGGCGCCUGGCUGAUUGCAGCAAAAAUUGGUGGAGAAACUACUGGCGGAGUCAACAACACCCCGGAAUUUAAUUUUGGCGGACAAAAAAGGCAGCUGGAGGAUGGAGACCAACCAGAGUGCAAGAAACUGGCCACACAAAGUGAAUCAAUUGCACCUCCACUCGCUCCAGUCCACCCCACUCGGUCGUCGUCAGUGACUGAGGAGUACCGUGUACCUGAUGGCAUGGUAGGACUUGUCAUUGGACGUGGAGGAGAGCAGAUCAACAAGAUCCAGCAAGAUUCUGGAUGUAAAGUUCAGAUUUCCCCAGACAGUGGCGGCAUGCCAGAAAGGAUUGUGUCACUCACUGGUUCUCAGGACGCUGUGCAGCAAGCAAAGAUGAUGCUGGAUGAAAUCGUUGCACGGGGCCGCGGCGGGCCCCCCAGCCAGUUUCAUGACAACUCCAACGGGCAGAACGGUUCCUUACAGGAGAUCAUGAUCCCCGCUGGCAAAGCCGGGCUCAUUAUUGGGAAGGGGGGCGAGACAAUCAAACAGCUGCAGGAACGUGCCGGGGUUAAAAUGAUCCUGAUACAAGAUGGCUCACAGGGCAGCAACGUUGACAAACCUCUUCGUAUUGUGGGAGAGCCCUUCAAAGUGCAGCAAGCCUGUGAGAUGGUAAUGGAUCUCCUGCGCGAGCGAGAUCAGGGUAACUUUGGUGACCGGAAUGAGUAUGGUAACCGAGGUGGCGGAGGAGGAGGUGGUGGCGGAGGAGGAGGUGGUGGCGGCGGAGGAGGAGGUGGCGGUGGUGGCGGCAUAGAUGUACCUGUUCCCCGGCACUCUGUGGGGGUGGUGAUCGGGAGGAGUGGGGAGAUGAUUAAGAAGAUUCAGAACGAUGCUGGUGUCAGAAUACAGUUUAAACAAGAUGAUGGGUCAGGUCCUGACAAGAUUGCACACAUUAUGGGUCCCCCGGACAGGUGUGACCACGCUGCCAGGAUCAUCGGUGACUUGUUGCAAAGUUUGCGGACUGGGCCACCUGGUCCUCAAGGCCCUGGCAUGCAGCAAGGUGGUAGAGGAAGGGGCCGUGGACAAGGACCCUGGGGUGGUCCUGGUGCGGAAAUGACUUUCUCCAUCCCCACACAUAAAUGUGGCCUGGUUAUUGGCAGAGGUGGAGAGAACGUAAAAGCAAUUAACCAACAGACUGGAGCAUUUGUGGAGAUAUCCCGGCAGCCGCCACCCAACGGCGACCCCAACUUCAAAAUGUUUAUUAUACGAGGCUCACCGCAGCAGAUUGACCACGCCAAACAGCUUAUCGAAGAGAAAAUUGAGGGUCCUCUCUGUCCGAUUGGUCCUGGUCCACCUGGCCCUGGUCCUGCUGGCCCCAUGGGACCUUUCAACCCAGGUCCUUACCCAUCUGGACCUCCAGGAGCUCAGGCACAUCCGGGUCCUCCACCUCCCCCUCCCCCACACCAGUACCCACCACAAGGAUGGGGCGGCACGUAUCCCCAGUGGGGGCAGCAGCCAGCUCCUCAUGACCCCACAAAACCUCCAGCCCCCACAGAUCCCAGCGCUGCCUGGGCUGCUUAUUACUCACACUAUUACCAACAGCCGCCUGCUCCUGUCCCUGGGCAGCCUCCUGCUGUCCCUGUACCACCACCUCAAGGACAGCCCCAAGAGCAGCAGGUUCCACCUGCCAACCAGCCCGACUACACCAAGGCAUGGGAGGAAUACUACAAGAAGAUGGGUCAGCAGACGCCUCAGCCAUCAGGACAACCAGACUAUACAAAGGCAUGGGAAGAAUAUUACAAGAAACAAGCCCAAGUGGCAGCAGUUCCAGGCGCACCUGCAGCAGCUGUCGCCGCCACGGCGGCAGCAGCAGCAACUGUACCGCCCACAGCGCAGCCGGACUAUAGUGCAGCAUGGGCGGAGUAUUACAGACAACAAGCAGCAUACUACGGACAGACCCCAGGAGUUCCACCUGCACAGCCCCCUCCGGCACAGCCGGGGCCACAGGCCCAAUGAAUGUUUGUUUCCUGACGCUCAUUACCAGUCCGGAGCCGGAAGCCUCUGUUGCUGACCUCAGUGAGGGGGAGAAGCCGUUUGUAAAGUCCCCUAGUUGUAUUUUUAUUUUUACAUUUUUAUUUUUUUUUAUUUUUAGGACUUUCUCCCUUUUUGUCCCCUCGUCCUAUCCCAGCUUCUUAUUUACAAAACAUAAAGUUUCCUCUUGCCCAUGGAAUCUAUUCAAUGAAGGGCAGGUGUAGAAAUUAGGACUAAUCUGAGGGCCUCCCGUCCACUACGUUUCACCUCCCACCAGUAAAACAAACACUGUUUUAUUCACUGGAACAACCUGUGAGUAAUUUAUUUUAUUUUUAUUUUUUAAAAUGUAAAGAGAUUACCCCCCUGCCUCGUGUCCCUGUGCUUUUAGUUGGUCGAACAUUCCCUGGUGACACCCCUACGCUGUUUGCCGGUUCCCACAUCCGCAGCUGGGGUCUUGUGAAGUGCGUCGGUCCCUCCCCGCACUCAGGAGGGGGGGGUCGUGAUGUGUUUUGUCUGUUCAGAGACAUGGAAAAUGUACGCUGAGUUUUUACUUUUUAUUGCCUGUUUUUAACUUCACAAUAAACAAUGACAAAACUCUCCCGA